This is a messenger RNA of Gaeumannomyces tritici R3-111a-1, 707 nucleotides long. RefSeq lists its product as hypothetical. Lineage: Eukaryota; Fungi; Ascomycota; Sordariomycetes; Magnaporthales; Magnaporthaceae. The coding region runs from base 1 to 429 and encodes 142 amino acids. The record is from RefSeq and is a predicted model, not a curated record. The transcript is spliced from 3 exons.
AUGGAUGAGGGAUCGGCGCUCGGCGGGCUCGCUCCCCAUACCAUCUGGGCUGAAUUACCGUGGACUAGUCCAUUUAAACGCGUCGGCCGGGCCCGUCUCUACAGAUUGUGGCUCUCCCGCGCCACCAAAGCCGGUAAUCUGGGGAAAGAAAGGGUCGAAAGGCGGGCUGAACUGAGAGCCAACAUGAAAAAUAAUCCUGGCGCAUGCAUCGUCGGCACGACAUGCGAGAUGGCGCAUAUGCACGGCAGUUGGGGUUCCUGCAGUUUCUGCGAUUCUAGGGCCAGAGCCACAGUUAGAGGCCAAAAGAGGAAAAUAUAUGACAUCGAGAGUGCCCAAAUACAGACAAAAAUGUGCGGUCAGAAUCCAGUCCCUUCUAGGGUAAGAUACGCUGCCUCCAAGAAGCAAAGAAUGCCACAGCCCUUGCAAUAGCCUGGGCCGCUGAUUCGCAGCCUCGGCUUUGCGGUACUCUCAACAGCAUCAAUGCGCCAUGCAGAGGCUUGGCUUUGACUGCUCAUUUCUUUUCCAUGUUUCUGCGUCGACCUCCGUAUCUUCUCCCCGGUUAAAGAAAUCGAGUCUAGCGACAUUCCAAGAUAGAUAUAUCUUCGAUUCAGCACGGCCUCCAUGUACGACGGGAGUCUUCCCAACCCGCACUGUUGCACUAGGUAACCAAGCUUUGGGAGAAUUAUUGUGGGCAAUCAAAUACUGGU